AGCAGAAGUCGACAGACUCGACUCCCCCUCUAUGUUGUGGUUGUCUACUAGAGUUUCUUCCUCCCCCCAAAGUCUGUGGGCGUAUCUUGUGAACUCUUGCACUACUCCCACGUUCACACUAUACUUCUCCGGCCGCGCACGUGGAGCCACGAGAAGAGCGGCUGCACUGUUGUUGCGUUCUUAAACGCUUCUUUGCCCUGAGCUCCUCGGCUAUGACGCGACGACAAACGCGGCCACCUGUGGUGCGAAGCAACCAACGAGGGACAAACUCCAACAUUCAACGACCAUGACUCCGGUUUGAGCUCCGCUCUUGUGUCAGCCUCACCCUUCUAUUUCUUCCCCCCCUAAUCCCGCUCUCUCUAAUUUGAGUCCGCGCACACCAUUAUGGUAGAUAAAGGCCCCUUGUUGACAUCGGCAAUUAUUUUCUACCUGUCCAUUGGGGCAGCCAUUUUUCAAGUCCUGGAGGAGCCCAAUUGGAAGCUGGCUGCAAAGCACUACAAACAACAGAAGGAGAAAAUACUGAAGGACUAUCCCUGUCUGACGAAAGAUGAUUUGGACAAAAUAUUACAGAUAGUCUCCGAUGCUGCUGACCAAGGGGUCACUAUAACUGGCAACAAGACUUUCAACAACUGGAACUGGCCCAACGCUGUCAUCUUUGCCGCCACUGUCAUAACUACUAUAGGUUAUGGAAACAUUGCUCCAAAAACCUCAACUGGACGUGUGUUUUGUAUCUUCUAUGGGCUCUUUGGUGUGCCUCUGUGUCUUACCUGGAUCAGCGAGCUUGGGAAGUUCUUUGGUGGACGAGCCAAGCACUUUGGCCAAUAUCUAACCAAGAAAGGAUUUUCACUGAGAAAGGCUCAGUUUACCUGCACAGCUAUAUUUCUUCUCUGGGGGUUGCUGAUCCAUUUAGUCCUUCCACCUUUUGUUUUCAUGUCCCAGGAGGGUUGGACAUAUAUUGAAGGCCUGUACUUUUCCUUUGUCACCUUGACAACGAUUGGUUUUGGUGACUUGGUAGCAGGUGUGGAACCCACCAAAGAUUACCCAACGCUGUAUCGUUACUUUGUGGAAGUGUGGAUUUAUCUUGGGCUGGCCUGGCUUUCCUUGUUCUUCAACUGGAAAGUACGAAUGGUGGUCGAAGCCCACAAAGCACUGAAGAAACGACGCAAGUUACGCAAGCUAUCUCUCGAUGAGCUACGGCUUUACAAAGAGUCUCACAAGGCCGCACUUCGCCUGCCACCCACUCCUAAGGAUGUCAACAUCUUUGGAUUCCUGUCUAAGAAGCAAGAAGGCUACAAUGACCUAAUCAAACAAAUUGGCACAAAAAGUGAUGAGCGAGACAAUAGUAGCCUAGGGAACGCCAACAGCGAUGCCAAAGACAUGUCUAGGUCUAAGAGCUGCAAUGACGCCCCUAUGUUUAACGGCCACACGAUUCUUAGUUUAGAGCGUUCACCACGGCACAAGAGGCGAUACAGCUUCAGUGACUGUGUCACUGUUGCUUUCUCAAAGUCUAAAAACUACCUCCUGGGCUCUGACAGCGGUUUGCUGCUAACGGAGGAUCAUGUCGACAGGGAUGCCGAACUUGACCAAGACCAAAUAUAUGAGAACCAACUUGACAAAGAUGUGGACUUGGAGAAUCCGGGAUUGGGAGAUUGUGGAAGAAGUAGUCGAAGGAGGUGGGAUUCAAAAGACUAUCAUUCCCUUACGUUCCAAAAUGCAAAUAUUACUUUCAUCGAUGAGGAAAACUUUCUGAGCAAUCUGGAGGAGGAGGAUAACGACGAUUCCAAAGCGAAAUUAUCUAUAACAACUUGUGAUGAGAACAUUGAAAGCGACUCCAAAGAGGAGCAGAGUUCAGUGUCAGACUUCUGUGUUUUUAGCAGUGAUGUAUCUGAACAGAGCCACUCUUAUGAGACGCUUGUCGAGGAAUAUUCAAAGGAGAACAAUACAGAACCUUGAAAGAACAAAGAACUGUCUUAUGAACUGUAAUGGUAUUGGAAGGUUUUCUAAUGUGAACUGUUUAAAAAAAAAAAAAAAAAAAUUGGACACCCCAUUGCGCUUUUGGGGUAGGAAUAGGAUAAACCACCGAGCCAAAUGAAUGUUUUCUUUAUCUUACAAAUGAAAAUCCAGAGUAUUUGAGCUUCCUGUGAUCCUGUUGCUAUCAGCUCUAUUUAUGUAAUGUCGGCCAAAUGUCUUAUUCAUAUCUCAAUCAUGAUCAAAUCGACUGUUUUCCUCUUCCACACUUCUUUUCUGUGCGUUGACCAUUUAGAAAAUGAUGUACAGUAUAUGUUUGAACAUAUAAGUUAUUACAUACACCAUAUUGGUGUUUUUAGAGUAUUUAAAAAGGUGGGCAUAGCAGUAGUCUGUAUAGUCAAAAGGGUUUAUGUGUCUCUCAUUGCACAAUUCCACCAGAUGAGGACAGACAAAGUCCAUUGUAGGGCAGAUUAAGUAUUUUUUUUUUCCAACCCAAGUUUAUCUAUUGUCCUAAGAGAACGUUUUUCUUUACGUUUCGUUCAUAAGUCCUUGAUGAAAGGUGUCUAUUCUGAGAUUGCUUUUUGUUUUGACUGUACACAACAGCCUUGUGGCAGCACCAAGGUCAUCAAGUUUUCACUGGUGACUUAAAAAAACAACUUACAGCUAAUUCAAGGAUAAUUGUUAAAGGAAAAACAAACAUUAUGAGCUGAAAAGCAUUGUUUGUUAUUAGAAAUAGUCUCAUGAGGAAAUCACAAAAUAUAUUAUUAGCAAAAGUUUCCUUGUAAAUCCCCCCCAAAACACUCUGAGAAUAUAGUCACUUUAUUCCUGAAGUAAACCAGACACUGUAUUAUUGUAUACAUAUAUUAUUAUUGUAUACAAUUUUUAUUGUGUAUAUAUAUAUAUAUAUAUAUAUUGUUAUCUGACCGCAUCAAAUACAAUUUUUGUUGCCGUUUUUAUUGUUGGAAUAUAUUACAUUUGAUAUUUACCUACCAAGGUACACUUUUUUCCCACCCAGCCCCACUUCAUUGUAUUGUAUUCAUCUUGUAAAUAUUGGCCAAAAGCCCAUCAGGAGCCACAAACACACCUCUUCUGACGACAUGGCCUUGCUACUAUUUGCCUUUGGGGGCUCGCACUGACAGAAAUGACUGUAGUAAUGCAAAUGACACCCAGCGAGGUGAACAACAGAGCAGAUCAAUUAUGUGUACAUGUGUUUCAGUUAUGUGCCAAAGUCAGCAGAAAUCUUCCUCUCUGUUCACGUUAUUUGAAACAGUUUGAGGGAAGCAGUUAAGAAUUCCUGUCCAUGGCCUUUACUUGCUCUUCUCCUGCCUUUUGCACACGCCUUAGAAAACUUGAAACCGUGUUGCUGUGAACGGCAACUUAUGAGAUCCCAGUGCCAUACAGCAGGGUUGUUGUCAAUUUUGAAGUCUCAAAAUAAUUUCAAGUCAUUGUAAUGUAAAUAUUUGGUGAUGUUUGAAGUUGUUGUGUCACAUGGAUCACCUUCUGCCUUACACUACCUUAAAUUAGAGGAAACGAUGUACAGCGCAACUUUAUAGUAAAUCACGUAAGUUGUAAACCUUUUCACUCAAGGACCAGGGUGUGUAAUAUUUUAGGGUUUUUUUUCCCACCACUGACAUUUCUGGGUCACAUUUAAUGUGCAUUUCUCUGGUGGAUUGUUAUGCUUUCCUAGUACUUGCCUACAUAUACUAAGAUGAUUUACUUCCUAAAGGUUAAACCCAUUUCUACAUUUUCCCUCACUCCUUUUUGUAAGAUCUCCACUGUGGCUAUUUACCUGUAUGUGUGGUUGACUUUUUUAUGAUUAAAUUAUUAAUGUUUGUAUAUGAUUGUAUUCUUUGUGUAAAAUAAACAUUAUUGAAAUGUG
Molecule: messenger RNA, 3847 nt
Organism: Nerophis ophidion (straightnose pipefish)
Lineage: Eukaryota; Metazoa; Chordata; Actinopteri; Syngnathiformes; Syngnathidae
Gene: kcnk5a
Product: potassium channel, subfamily K, member 5a
Exons: 5
Coding region: 385-1953 (522 amino acids)
Biological process (GO): stabilization of membrane potential; potassium ion transmembrane transport
Cellular component (GO): membrane
Molecular function (GO): potassium ion leak channel activity
Source: RefSeq, a predicted model, not a curated record